AUGACAACGUCCAGUUUACAAAAAUUCGUCGGAGCAAAAUUAAUUAGUGAUAUGUUACGAUGUGAUUCCGUUCGACAAAAAGAACGGAAUGAUUGGAAAGUUCUUGUUAUGGAUCGUUUAGCAACACGAAUUAUAUCAGCAUCAUGUAAAAUGCAUGAUAUUAUGUCGGAAGGAAUUACAAUUGUUGAAGAUAUUAUGAAAAAACGCGAACCAUUAGGAAUGCUUGAAGCUGUUUAUUUUAUUCAACCAACUGAAAGAUCAGUCAACGAACUUAUUAAUGAUUUUGAUAAAGCAAAUGCUUUAGUACCAAAAUAUAAAGCAGCACAUGUAUUUUUUACUGAAGCAUGUAAUUCUGAAUUAUUUACAAAAUUAACUCAAUCAAAAUGUGCAAAAUAUAUAAAAACAUUACGAGAAGUUAAUAUUGCCUUUUUACCAUAUGAACGUCAGGUUUUUACACUUGAUUCACCUGAUACAUUUUUUAUUGCAUAUGAUCCAUCACAAUCUCAAAUACGAGCUGCACAUUUAGAUGUUAUUGCUGAACAAAUUGCAACAUUAUGUGCAACACUUGGUGAAUAUCCAACAAUUCGUUAUCGAUGUGAAAAUGAAAAGAUGCUUGAAUUUGCACAUGCUGUACAACAAAAACUUAAUCAAUAUAAAGCUGAUGAUGCAACAAUGGGCGAAGGUGGUGAUAAAGCAAAAUCAGUUUUACUUUUACUUGAUCGUGGUUUUGAUGCUGUUUCACCAUUACUUCAUGAAUUAACAUUUCAAGCUAUGGCACAUGAUUUAUUAAAAAUUGAAAAUGAUGUUUUUGAAUAUGAAGUUCAAACACCUGGUGUUGAUCCAAAAACAAAUCCAGGACAAAAACAAAAAGUUUUAUUAGAUGAAAAUGAUGAACUUUGGACUGAACUUCGUCAUCAACAUAUUGCUGUUGUUACACAGAGUAUUACAAAAAAAAUUAAAGAUUUUGCAAUACAAAAACGUGUUAAAGAAUCUGAUCGAGGUGAACGUACAACAAUGAAAGAUCUUUCAUUAAUGAUUAAAAAAAUGCCACAAUAUCAAAAAGAAUUAAAUGCAUAUGCACUUCAUUUUAAUAUUGCUGAACAAUGUAUGAAUGCAUAUAAUCGAGAUUCAGGAGAAAAAUUAUGUUCAGUUGAACAGAAUUUGGCAAUGGGUACUGAUCCUGAAGGUGAACGUAUAAAAGAUCAUAUGCGUAAUAUCGUUCCAUUAUUACUCGAUACUGUUAUUGCUAUUGAAGAUAAAUUACGUAUUAUUAUGUUAUAUAUUCUACAUAAAAAUGGUAUUACGGAAGAAAAUCUUGAUAAAUUAUUAAGUCAUGCAUUAAUUCCAACAGAUAAAAAAACUAUUAUAUCAAAUAUGCAACAUCUUAAUUUACAAAUAAUUCAAGAUCAAAGUCGAGCUGGAAGACGAAGAAAUAUUCCACAACCAAGAAAAGAACGUACAGAAACAACAUAUACGAAUUCAAGAUGGACACCAUAUGUUAAAGAUAUCAUGGAGGAUAUUAUUGAUGAUAAAUUGGAUCAAAGACAAUUUCCGUCAGUUGGUGGUCAAAGAAAUGUUGCGGCUAAUUAUGCUGCACAAAGUUCUCGAGAAUUUGGUGGUUGGAUACAUAAUCGUAAAGGUGCAGUUCGUUCAGGUCCACGUUUAAUUAUCUUUAUUCUUGGUGGUGUUAGUUAUAGUGAACUUCGUUGUGCAUACGAAGUAACACAAAAUAAUAAUAAAAAAUGGGAAGUAUUUAUUGGUAGUGAUCAUACAACAACUCCAAGACACUUUCUACGUGAUCUUGAAAUGAAACCUCGACAAGAAGAUGAACAGUAG
Molecule: messenger RNA, 1836 nt
Organism: Rotaria sordida
Lineage: Eukaryota; Metazoa; Rotifera; Eurotatoria; Philodinida; Philodinidae
Source: the annotation of a GenBank genome assembly